GUUUUUCCAACUGUGAAAAGCGAAAAGCGAAAAGCGAAGCACAUGCACGAUUUCUUGUGAUUUCUUGAUUCAUCUGAUUCUAUUCUCAUCUUCUCCUCCGAACUUGAGCACCAAUCCCGAUUCUAUCUACGCUCAGCCCAGCACGACAGAGCCAUAAUAUGAAACACACAUUAUGAAUUCACGGGCAGUAUGUGGUGGCACUUACGCUUUUCGCAAUUGUCCAAGUCUAGGUCCGAGGCUGCACCUCAGCGCAAGCUUGCUUAGCAGCGCUGGCCUCGUAACCACAACAAAGGCACCACUACUACUACUACUACCAAAAAGCUUCCCGUCUAUUUGGGGGAGAUCAUCGCAUUUUCUCAGAAAUUCGCCGUCGAAUAGUCAACAUGUGACUUCGAAUAAGGCGAAGCAUUACGUGCUAGCUCGGACUUGGCCCGGGGACCGUGUGAGUGAACGGACCUGCUCUUCACAGCCAAGCGCAACUUUAAGAUGCGCUUCUAGAGCUACCGUCUGGCUUAGGCCGGGCGAUACGAGAUGCUUCUCGCAGACCAACAGAUUUCUUAGGGAGCAGGAUGAGACUAAGAGUAAGGAUGAAAAAUCAUCAUCUCACCCACCAUCAGCACAACCACCGGCUCCAGAGCUAAGAGGGAUACGGAAAGUAAUCCCUAAGGUUUUGCCGGCCUUGACGCAGCAUGAGAAUAUCUAUACAGUGCCAAACAUACUCACAUUCUCACGCCUCAUUGCUGCCCCUUUCGUAGGCUACGCUAUCCUCCACGAUGCCCACGCCUGGGCGCUUGGUCUAUACGUCUACGCUGGCGUGUCAGAUCUGCUCGAUGGCUGGAUCGCUCGUCAGUGGAAGCUGCAGACGGUGGUUGGCAGCAUAGUCGAUCCGAUGGCUGACAAGACGCUUAUGACAGUCUUGACUGUUUGUCUAGCGUGUAAAGGCGCGCUACCUGUUUGGCUAGCUGUCAUCAUCCUCGGCCGUGACAUUGGCCUAGGCAUUGCUGCCAUCUACUACCGGUGGAUAUCUCUACCGCCGCCUAAGACCUUCACGCGCUACUGGGACUUUUCCUUGCCGUCGGCGGAGGUACGGCCUACGACCAUCAGCAAGUACAACACGUUCUUGCAGCUGGGGCUCAUGGGCGCUACGAUGGUAACGCCGUUUUUAAGCGCGGAUGUCGCGGUCGCUAUGACUGCUUUUCAGUACCUGGUCGCAGCCACGACGGUAUGGAGUGGUCUAAGCUACGUAUUUAGCAAGGACGCAGUCAGAAUCUUAUCCGAGAGUAAGACGAAGCCUAAGGGUCGGUAGUGUUGUGUCAGCAUUGCUCACAUACCACCACAACUACGGCUAUGGCUACUGCGCGUGCCAUCCACGAUAUACACGUGGCCACCUACCUACCUAGGUUCCUAGCUAGGUGCUUAUUUGGUCAAGUAAGUAUGAUGGGAAUGUCUAGCACCGAGUGAUCUAGAAGCUAUGAGGGCGCUAUAUAGAAAUAAUGCGGAUGCGGAAGUCUAUGUUAGACUUUAUCUCCUCAUCUUACCAGACCUCCUGAUGUACACUAUUGACUAUUGACACUACAAUACACUACCUAAGUGCUUACAUACAUA
Molecule: messenger RNA, 1605 nt
Organism: Hypoxylon fragiforme
Lineage: Eukaryota; Fungi; Ascomycota; Sordariomycetes; Xylariales; Hypoxylaceae
Product: CDP-alcohol phosphatidyltransferase-domain-containing protein
Exons: 4
Coding region: 173-1306 (377 amino acids)
Biological process (GO): cardiolipin biosynthetic process
Cellular component (GO): membrane; mitochondrion
Molecular function (GO): cardiolipin synthase activity
Source: RefSeq, a predicted model, not a curated record